AGUAAGACAGACUUUAAUUUCUGUGUUCUUUUUUUUGUGUGUGUGCAAGAACACUGGAACUAUUUUGGGGCAGAUGAGAACCUGGGUCCAGUAGCUGUGAGUAUAAGAAGAGAGAAGCCAGAGGAAAUCAAAGAAAAUGGACCUCAAUACAACUACCGGAUCAUAUUCAGAACCAGUGAGCUUAUGACAUUAAGAGGCUCUGUGCUGGAAGAUGCUAUCCCUUCAACUGCAAAGCAUUGCACAGCCAGGGGACUUCCCCUAAAAGAAGUGCUGGAGUAUGUGGUUCCUGAGCUGAAUAUCCAUUGCCUAAGGCUGGCCUUCAACACGCCAAAAGUCACAGAACAGCUUAUGAAGCUGGAUGAACAAGGGUUAAGUUACCAACUGAAGGUGGGUAUCAUGUACUGCAAAGCUGGGCAAAGCACAGAAGAGGAAAUGUAUAAUAAUGAAUCAGCAGGUCCAGCAUUUGAAGAGUUUCUGCAGCUCUUGGGAGAACGAGUUCGACUCAAGGGAUUUGAAAAAUAUCGUGCUCAGCUGGAUACAAAGACUGAUUCAACGGGUACUCACUCUCUAUACACAACAUACAAGGACUAUGAAAUUAUGUUCCAUGUUUCUACUAUGUUGCCAUAUACUCCCAACAACAAGCAACAGCUUCUGAGAAAACGACAUAUUGGAAAUGAUAUUGUGACAAUAGUUUUCCAGGAGCCUGGAGCACAACCAUUCAGCCCAAAGAACAUUCGAUCACACUUCCAGCACGUCUUUGUCAUUGUAAGAGUGCAUGGUCCCUGUACUGACAGCGUUUGUUACAGUGUUGCUGUGACAAGAUCCAGAGAUGUACCAUCCUUUGGACCGCCUAUUCCGAAAGGUGUCACAUUUCCUAAAUCAAAUGUGUUCAGGGACUUCUUAUUAGCCAAAGUCAUUAAUGCAGAGAAUGCUGCUCAUAAAUCAGAAAAGUUUCGUGCGAUGGCCACCAGGACACGUCAAGAGUACUUGAAAGACUUGGCAGAGAAGAAUGUCACCAACACACCUAUUGACCCUUCUGGCAAGUUCCCCUUCAUCUCGCUUGCUUCAAAAAAGAAAGAAAAGUCCAAGCCUUAUCCAGGAGCAGAGAUCUAUAGUUCUGGUGCUAUUGUAUGGAGUGUUCAUGCAAAAGACUACAGCAAGGGUAUGGAAAUAGACUGUCUCCUAGGCAUCUCCAAUGAGUUCGUAGUCCUCAUUGAACAGGACACAAAAAGUGUGGUGUUCAAUUGCUCCUGUCGAGAUGUGAUAGGGUGGACUUCAACGGACACAAAUAUCAAAAUAUUCUAUGAGAGGGGUGAAUGUGUUUCUUUGGAGAGCUUCAUCAGCAACAUUGAUGACAUCAAAGAGAUCGUCAAAAGGCUGGAGCUUGUGACUAAGGGCUGUGAAACAGUGGAGAUGACUCUGCGUAGGAAUGGUCUGGGUCAGCUUGGUUUCCACGUAAACUAUGAAGGCAUUGUAGCAGAUGUUGAGCCAUAUGGCUACGCGUGGCAGGCAGGACUGCGACAAGGCAGCCGGCUGGUGGAAAUCUGCAAGGUGGCUGUAGCCACUCUGAGCCAUGAGCAAAUGAUCGAUCUUCUCAGAACAUCAGUAACAGUGAAGGUCGUCAUCGUCCCUCCAUAUGAGGACUGCACACCACGCAGGAGUUCUUCAGAAAACUACCGUAUGCCAGUGAUGGAAUACAAAGUGAAUGAAGGAAUGUCAUAUGAAUUCAAAUUUCCCUUCAGAAAUAAUAACAAAUGGCAGCGAAAUGCAAGCAAAGGACAGGGACCUCAUGUGGCUCAGGUACCAGCCCAAAUACAAAGUCCAGUAACAUCUAGAAUUGGCUCUGGGAAAGGAGAAGGGAAAAUGCCACCCCCAGAACGAGCCGCCAACAUCCCCCGAAGCAUCUCUAGUGAUGGGCGCCCGUUGGAGAGCCGGAGGUUGUCUCCUGGUUCUGAUGUCUAUGUCACAGUUUCAAGCAUUGCCUUAGCAAGAUCGCAACAGUGCCGUAAUUCUCCAAGCAACUUAUCAUCCUCAAGUGAGACUGGCUCUGGUGGGGGCACAUACAGACAAAAAUCUAUGCCAGAAGGGUUUGGAAUUAGCCGUAGAUCCCCUGCUUCCAUUGACAGGCAGAACACGCAAUCAGAUACGGGUGGUAGCGGCAAAUCCACACCCAGCUGGCAAAGAAGUGAGGAUAGUAUCGCUGACCAGAUGGAACCAACCUGCCAUCUUCCAGCAGUAUCAAAAGUACUGCCGUCCUUCAGAGAAAGCCCCAGUGGAAGACUGAUGAGACAGGAUCCUGUGGUUCACUUGUCUCCAAAUAAGCAGGGUCAUUCUGACAGCCACUACUCCAGCCAUUCCAGCAGCAAUACUCUCUCCAGCAAUGCCUCCAGUGCUCACAGUGAUGAGAAAUGGUAUGACAGUGGAGAGCGCACCGAAUCGGAGCUGAACAGCUACAACUACCUUCAAGGGACUUCAGCUGAUAGUGGCAUAGAUACCACUUCCUACGGACCUAGCCAUGGCAGCACUGCCUCCCUGGGGGCAGCAACAUCGCCCCGUACAGGGCUAACAAAGGAGAAAGUGGCACCGCUGUGGCAUAGCUCCAGCGAAGUGGUCUCCAUUGCAGACAGGACAUUAGAAAAAGAGACCCACAUGGACCGAAAGACCGAGUCUUCACUGAGCCUGGAUAUUCACAGCAAAAGUCAACCAUCCUCCAAUCCUCUAACAAGGGAGAACAGUGCUUAUAGUCUUAGUGAUGCUGUCUCGCAUACAAGUACCAUGAGCUCACGACACUCUGCCAGCCCGGUUGUUUUCACCAGUGCCAGAAGCUCACCUAAAGAAGAGCUUCAUUCUGCUACUUCUCCCCAACUUGCACCUUCUUUCUCCUCCUCCUCUUCCUCCUCAUCUGGUCCUAGGACUUUCUACCCUCGCCAGGGUGCUACUAGCAAGUAUCUGAUUGGAUGGAAAAAGCCAGAAGGGACAAUAAACUCAGUGGGGUUUAUGGAUUCAAGAAAACGUCACCAGAGUGAUGGCAAUGAAAUGGCCCACCCUCGGCUGCGUGCUUCAGCAAGGGAUCUACGAGCAUCACCAAAACGAGUAUCCAAGUCCACCGUUGAAGAAGAGCUGAAGAAAUUGAUAGAUCUUGAUAGCCCAACACCUGAAUCCCAGAAGAAUUUUAAGUCACACACUCUGUCCUGUCAGUCUCCCUUUCCCAGCACUCCUACCACAAGGCGUGCCUUGCAAAGGACUUUGUCAGAUGAGAGUAUUUACAGUGGUCAAAGGGACCACUUCUUCACCUCACGGGCCUCGCUCUUGGACCAAGCCAUGCCAAAUGAUGUCCUGUUCACCAGCACGUACCCUUCUCUCCCAAAGUCGCUGCCAUUACGGAGACCAUCAUAUACUUUGGGAAUGAAAUCACUACAUGGAGAGUUUUCUGCCUCAGACAGCUCCCUCACCGAUAUCCAGGAACAAAGACGGCAGCCCAUGCCAGACCCUGGUCUUAUGCCAUUGCCUGAUUCUGCCUCUGAUCUGGACUGGUCAAACUUGGUAGAUGCUGCCAAAGCCUUUGAAGUUCAGCGAGCUUCAUUUUUUGCUGCUGCUGAUGAAAAUCACAGACCUGUGAGCGCUGCCUCCAGUAGUGAUCAGGCUGAGGACCAGCUUACUGCACAGAUAAAGCCUUAUACAGGUAAAGAAUCUCCUCCAACUCUCGCCUCUAAAGUGGACCAACUGGAAGGUUUGCUGAAGAUGCUGCAAGAGGAUUUAAGGAAGGAAAAAGAGGACAAGGCCAGUCUUCAGGCUGAAGUGCAACAUUUGCGGGAAGACAACUUGAGGUUACAGGAGGAAUCCCAGAAUGCAACCGAGAAACUGAAGAAAUUCACCGAAUGGGUUUUCAACACCAUUGAUAUGAACUGAGAACAGUGUUUGGAGAAGGAAACUAUCUGUUAUGAAUAUUAUUACUGGGACUUAAGCUUUAAUGCCACCUUAAUCAUGACAUGUGAAAGUAUAGUCAGAGCACUUCCCUGUCCUUCAUCCUCCAAUAACCCUUUUUUGCAUCUCUGCGCGCACUCAGAACAAUUGCAGAUCAACAAUCAAUGUCUGCCUUUUGUAGAAAAAACAAAGUAAAUAAUUUUAAAAAGGUAAAAUAAAAGUUUAACUGCUAAAA
Cariama cristata (Red-legged seriema) is the source of this 4159-nucleotide messenger RNA. It is a transcript of the gene SIPA1L1, whose product is annotated as signal-induced proliferation-associated 1 like 1. Gene Ontology annotation, cellular component: cytoplasm. The transcript has 19 exons. NCBI's taxonomy places the organism in Eukaryota, Metazoa, Chordata, Aves, Cariamiformes, Cariamidae. The record is from RefSeq and is a predicted model, not a curated record. The annotation marks the transcript as partial. Gene Ontology annotation, biological process: activation of GTPase activity; regulation of small GTPase mediated signal transduction. Gene Ontology annotation, molecular function: GTPase activator activity; protein binding.